AAGGACGAAAAAUCUAUGAUCAGGAAUAAAAUCAAGCCAAACAAACAUUCUUCACAUUGUUAUGUAUAAUGUCAAAAUUUGCAGUAGGAAAUAGAAACAUUUUUGGGUGAAAGGUCAAGUGGAUAACAAGAUAUCGAUAAUGUUUUCAACAUGAGCAAAUGUUCAAAAUUAAAAAGUAUCAUCGACUUUAUAAAAGUACACUCGGAAAUGAUCAUACUAUCGGAAAACCGGUGUUCAGCUGGAAGUAACAAGUUGAAAUGAAAUUCUCCAGAAAAACGGUUUUUGUGGUGAUAUCCAUGUUUCUUAUAUCAUUUUUGUUUUCAAACAUAUUUAGCACUUCUACAAUCGAUCCAAAAUUGAUUGUUACUGAGAAAUAUCAGAAUAUUGGAGAUCAGUCUACAAACCUUAUAUGGUUUGUUCAGAUUAGUGAUAUUCACAUUAGCGUAUUCCGAGAUCCUUCAAGAAUAAUUCAGUUUAAGGACUUCUGUUAUCGUACCUUGGACACAAUCAAACCUAUUGUUGUAUUAGCAUCUGGAGAUUUGACCGAUGCUAAAAGUAAGGAUCGGGUAGGCUCUACUCAAAUAGAAACAGAAUGGCAAUAUUACCACGAUAUACUUAAAGAAGCUCAAAUUGAAGAAAAGACUCUUUGGCUUGAUAUACGAGGAAAUCAUGAUAGCUUCAAUGUGGCUGGACAAAAUUCAAAGCAAAAUUAUUUCAGGAAUUAUUCAAUCCAAGGAAAGACACAUCCUAGGUCUUAUAUGUAUCAAAUAGUAAAAGAUAACGUUACUUAUUCGUUUGUUGCUGUGGAUGCAUGUUUAGAUCCUGGACCUAAACGUCCAUUCAAUUUUGUUGGUAUACUGGAUGAACCAGAAAUAGCUCAAAUAAAUAAAAUGAGAGAAAAACUAGAUUCGAGUGAUAAUGAUUAUACCAUAUGGUUUGGUCACUUUCCUACUUCGUGUAUCCUUUCAUAUGGAGAAGAUACAAUUAGAGAUAUUAUAGGAAAAGAUAAGAAUGGACUUGCAUACUUGUGUGGACAUCUGCAUAAAUUAGGUGGUCUAGUUCCUAACAUGUAUACUUUACAAGACAAUGGAUUCUUAGAAUUAGAGUUAGGAGAUUGGAAAGAUAAUAGAAUGUAUAGAGUUAUAGCUAUAGAUCAUGGAGUAUUGUCCUUCACUGAUGUUGAGCAUAAUGACUGGCCUGUGAUACUUGUAACUAACCCAAAACAUGCACUUUUUGUGAAUCCUCUCAGAGAAAACUUAGAAAGCAUACGUAAUUCUAGAUUUAUUAGGAUUUUAGCAUUUUCCCUAUCCAGAAUCACUUCUGUUAAAGUAAAAAUUAAUAGUGAGGAUUGGAAAUUUUGCCAUCAUGUUGAUGGUCCUCUGUAUGUUGCACCUUGGAAUCCCAACCUUUAUCCAGAGGGGCUGCAUGAUAUUGAGGUUCUUGUAAAAGAUUUAGAUGGACGAUCAAAAACAAUUAAACAUAGUUUUGCCUUAGAUGGUACACGACUGACUUUCAACGCAAUGCCCAAAUUUUUAUUGACGAUCAGUGCCAAUAUUUUGUUUCGAGUGAUGUUCAUAGCAAGUGUUUUGUUUUCUGUGAUCCCUCUGAUUUUUUUGAGGUACCUGCAUAAAAUGGUAGAAGUAGGAAAAGUGCCAAAACCAAGACUGAACCAAAGUUGUUUUAAAAUUUGGCUUCGAAAAUUGUGGGUUCUUUCCACAAUAGAUAGGAUGUUUUGGCCGAUGGUAAUAUAUCCGAUUUACCUCUGUAUUGGACCAUGGUCUAUUGGUUAUGUUAUUGAAGAACACAUUGGUGUGAUCUUUGCCUGGGGAAUCUAUGUUAGAGGAACUUUCCUUCCAGGAUCUUUCACUUAUGCCUAUGGGUUCAUACAAAUCAUAAUGUUUCAAAUUCCUCUGACUUUCAUAUUGGCCAAUGGAGUGGAUCAAAGAUUUCAAAAUCAAGUACUGAAACCAAAAAAAAAGAAAUCGAAGUUGGCUGCUAUGACAUUACAUACUCCCUUUGUGUUAUUGAUACUGUUUCAACUAGAAAUGGCUUAUUUAUUUUGGUUGGCUUAUGGUACCUUAGCCUUCAUCUUAGGGCCGUUAAGAACAUGGUCUGUGUUUCUGGCUAUUGCUCUUUGGUAUCAAUCUCUGACUUAUCCCUCAAAUUGUACAAGAAAAGCUGCCUCAAUAUGGAGUCCCAAACAACCUGAAGAAAGUUCAACAAUUAAUACACUAGAACGAUAGACUUAUUGUUGUUAAAAAUCGAUCGAUAUCGAUGUACUGAAUAAACAAAUACAGUAAUCU
Molecule: messenger RNA, 2303 nt
Organism: Harmonia axyridis
Lineage: Eukaryota; Metazoa; Arthropoda; Insecta; Coleoptera; Coccinellidae
Product: transmembrane protein 62-like
Exons: 11
Coding region: 258-2243 (661 amino acids)
Source: RefSeq, a predicted model, not a curated record